Paramecium pentaurelia is the source of this 4207-nucleotide messenger RNA. NCBI's taxonomy places the organism in Eukaryota, Ciliophora, Oligohymenophorea, Peniculida, Parameciidae. The record is from the annotation of a GenBank genome assembly.
AUGUAUACUGUUUAUACGUCAUAAAAUGGCUCAAUUGCACUUAAUAACUGCUUGACUUUGCCCUAUGACACUUUAUUGAGGGUCGUUCUGUGCUCGAGAAACAUCUUCUCAUCCACUCCAGUCCUCAUCACGAAUAUUUAACAUACCAUUCGUUCUCCCUCAAAGAAAGGUUCUCCAAAGAAACCAAUGAAGGGUUAUAAGAAAAUUCUAAGAGGAGAUGAGUAAGGCAUAUUGCCGAUGCCCUUCUAUUCUGUCUACGAGCCAUAUCGAUAUAAUAUAUCGAAUGAUGGAGACUAUGUGUUUGAGAUCAAAUGUCGAUAAUUAGGACCAUGCUUCCUUAGAAUAAUUUGGUUAGAAUUAGAUGAUAGAAAGAUUUAGGAAAUGGGAUAGCCUUUCAAUUUUUUAGUUUGGAAUCAAUUAAUGUUUAAUCUCAAAGAUUUGACCAUAUAGACAGUAUUACCUAAUUUAGUAAGAAAAUGGGAUUUGGAAGGGUUUUAAGCAUUUCAUUUAUGUCCUAUACAGGAAGUAUCUCAUAGUCUAUAUGCAAUAAAAGAUCAUCUGAGUAUAUUAUACUUUCGAAAUUUUGAGGAACUAGAUAAUUUUAUCUAAUAAUCUAAAAAGAUCUUUUUCAUUGAUGUUGUGUUGAAUCACACAGCAAAAGAGAGUGAAUGGUUGAAUGAAGAAGAAUGUGUAUAUAAUGAAAGAACUGUUCCACAAUUGACAUCAGCAUUAGAAUUAGAUUUUGCUUUAGAAUAGGUUUAGAAAUAUGAGGAUAUAGAGAUAGUAAUAAAGGCAUUGAAAAUAGAGGAGUACUUUUAGAUUGAUUUAAAGAAAAUAGAUUGGAUGGAUUAUUAAUUAGAGAAUGGCAAUACAAAUAGUGAUGAUGAUGAUGAUGAUGAUAAUAUAUUUAUGGAAUCCAAUAAGGAGAAAAAUAUAAAAGUUAUCGAAGUAUAUUUGGCAAAUUUUGGAGUAUAAAGAUAUGGAGUAACUUUUGAUUUCAAGAGGUUUUAGGAAGAAUAAGGAUCUCAUUAAUUGACAAUCAGUCAAAUUAUGAAGGCUUUAAAAUGUAUUAAUGAAAAAUAAUUCAAAAGGGCUAAGUAAUAUGAAGCAGAAUCAAUAGCUAAUAAUUAAGAACAUUAUAAAAAGUAUGGAUGUGUUUAGAAGUAUUUCUACAAAUUAAAGAAUUGGUAUGCUGCCUAUAAUGGUUAUGUUGAUAACAUAGAUCCAGAAGAAGAUUUUGUAACCAGCUAAAAUUUCCAUUAUUUAAGACAUACUAUUAAUAAAUGGAAUGUGAUAAAAUUACGUUAUGGCAAUAAAAGAGAUACACCUCUAUUAUUGAAUCGAAUGAAAUAGUAUAUUUGUCAAAUGGCUCGCUAUUUCCAUGGCAUUCGAUUAGAUAAUUGUCAUGGUACACCAUUAACAGUUAGUUAAUACUUACUAAAACAUGCUAGAAUAGAGAAUCCUAAAUUAUUGGUGUUUGCUGAAUUGUUUGGUUGUUCAUAUGAAUAGUAAAUUAAGUAUAUGAGUAAAUUAGGAUUAAAUGGAUAAGUUGAUGAAUUAUUUUAUUGUAAGAAUGCCUCCUCCAUAGUUUAUAAAUUAUAAAGUGGUGCUUUUAUUUAACAAAUCUCAGGACCAUAAAGAUUAAUUUAUGAUUAGACUCAUGACAAUUAACCUCCUAUAGUCUAAUCUUAAGGUCCAGGUUACUUAAUGUCAUUAGUAUCAGCUUUAAGUUUUAGUAAUUAAUUUAAAGGAACAACUAAAUUAGUAGAUGAGUUUUAUGAUUAACACAUUAGUUGUGUUUAUGAAAAACGAUUUUAUCCACAAAUUGAUUAAUAACUUUAUGAUAUAGAAAAAAGAUAUAUAACUUUUAUGUGGAAACAUACAAUUCCUAUUUAAACUAGUUCAAAUAAAGAGAUGGUAGUAUUUCCAAAAGUUGUUAAAUUAAAAGGUUCAUUUGAUAAUUGGUAAAAAGAAUAUUUUCUAUAAAAUGAUAAAGACAACCCUAAAUAUUUUACUUGUCAAAUAGAAUUAUCACCAGGAAUUUAUGAAUAUAAAUAUAUUAUUGAUGAUGUAUGGAUGAUUGAUGAAAAUCAAUUAAAUAAUGAAAUGAAUAAUAUCAUUGAAAUUAAACCUAUUAAGGCAUAUAAAUCAUUAACUUUCAUUCGAUAACUUGCUUAAAAUUAAAUUUAAUAUACAUAUAUGGAUUCUAUUCAUGAAUAGAUCCUAAUUAUAACUAGAUGUUAAGAAGAUCAUUUAUAGAAUGAAACAAUUGUAAUUUGUUUAAGACCUAUCAUCAGAAAAAUUAAAUUAUAUUCAAAAAUAUUAAGCAUAUAGUAUCAAUAUUCAUUUCAAUACAGUGGAAAAGAAACCUAGACUCUAGAUGAUGAGAUCAAAGUAAAAGAACAUUAUAUAGAUAUUUCUACUUCAUAUGCUUAAAUUAACAAUAAUAUGUUAUCCAUUAACACUCCUACUUCUUGUGUUAUCAUAUUGUAAUGUGAACCAUUAUAGGAAAUACAAGAAUUGAAUUAGUUUCUAAUUACUCCAUUUAGAUGUGCUGAUGAUAUCAACCUUCUAUAUUAACCUUUGAUAAAUCAUUAUGAAGUACCAGGAUGUGGAGUUCUAUACUAUUCAGGAUUAUAUGGAAUAAUGAGAUUUAUCAAUAAGAUUGAAACUCUCAAUGACCCAUUCAUAAAGCAUAUUAGAGAAGGUGACUGGCUAAUUGAUUAUUUAUCUGAUCAUCAUACUUGUUUGGUACCAAUUUUAAAAAUAAUUAAAUCAUUACCCCAAGUAUUUAAACCACAUUAUUUUAUUAAAUGCAUAAAACAUAUUGUUUAAAGUAUAGAAGAUAAAUAUACUCAACAUAGAGAAGUUUUCUUUAAAUAAAUUGAUAUCUUAUCCACUUAUUUUACUCUCUAUGAUUUUAAUAAAGGUAGAGAAACCUUCAUGAGUUUCAAGGGUAUCUUGAUUUUAACAAGUAUAAAUAUAUAUUUUAGUUAUAGAUAAGGCUAUUGAAGCCAAAGAUUUAAUUUUUAAAUAUGGUAAUCUAAUGUAACAUGGUCUAAUACCUAAUUCAUUAAAACCUUUAAGAUAUAAUACUAGAGAUACAUGUUUUUGGUGGAUUAAAGCUAUUCGUGAUUAUGUAACAUAUACAGAUGAUUUCUCUAUCAUUGGUUUAUUGCAAGAAUAAAUUUAAUCCAUUUUUUAAUCUCAUGCAACAGGUAUCAAAUUUAAAGAGAUAUAUGUAAAUGAUGAAACAGAUAAAGAAGUAUUUAUAUAUAUAUUUAAAACAGGGUUUGGUUGUAGAACUUAAACUAGAUUCAGAAACAGGAUUCAUUAUGGGAGGUAACUAUAAGAAUUGUUUAACUUGGAUGGAUAAAAUGGGAUCUGGUACUUUAAAUAAAGGAUAUCCUGCUGCAUCUAGAGAUGGGGCUCCUAUUGAAUGCACAGCAUUGUUAAAAGCAUGUCUUGAUUUUAUUGGGAAAAUGCAUUAAUUAAAUAAAUAUACUUAUCCAGGAAUUAAAUUAAUGAAUAGGAUGGUUACAUGGAGAGCAUGGUCAGAUUUUAUUUGUUAGCAUUUUGAAAAAAGUUAUUAUAUUCCAGUUGAUCCAUCCUAUUAUAAUGAAUAUUAAGUAGUUGAAAAACAUGUAAGAAGAAAAGGAAUCUAUAGAGAUAUUUUUAAAUGUUCUAAACCUAGAUCUGAAUAUUAAUUGAGACCUAAUUCUUGUAUUGCAAUUGCCUUAGCUCCAGAGUUGUUUUAAAAAAAUCAUGUCAUUCACCAUUUAGCAUUGAUUGAAUCUAAUUUAUUGAGUUUAAAUUCACUUGGUUUAAGUACUUUAGAUCCUAUUGCAAGUGAAUAUAGUGGAAAAUAUAUUCAAUUGACAGAUCGUUUUAAUGCUUAAGAUGGAUUCUCCAUUCACAAUGGAUCUGAAUUUGUUUUCUUGCUUGGAUACUAUCUUAAAGCAUUACUAAAAAUACAUAAAUAAGAUAUAAAAAAAGAAAUAUUUUAUGCUUAUCUUGCUCCUAUUAAAUAACACUUAAAAGAAUAGUAAAUUUAAUAUUUUUAUAUUUUAGUUAUUCUUUACCAGAUUUCACUGAUUAUAAUGGACAAUUAAGUGAAUUCGCUCAAAAAUCCUCUAUAUUAAGUAUUGCACUUUUAAAAGAAGCCAUUUUUGAUUUAGAGGAAUUUAGUUAAAAAUUAUAAAAAUGA